AUCGAAUCGAAUCUAAUAUAUAAACAUCGUUAGCAUUCAUCCAAUUUUUGGAUUGCCUUCACAUUGUUAAGUUAAUAUUUAUUAGUAUAAGUACCUAGAGUACCUAAUUCAAAAACUCAGUCACUUCUCAAGUUUUGAUCGGGUGAUCGGUCGCAUUUUCCCGCGGACAGUGGACACUGGGAAGUCUUGGAGUAAACUUUCGACUGUGUAAUCAAAAAGUCGAUGCGUAAACUCAUGAACCAGUUUAUUAUAACGUUAUCUGUUUCAUAAGCGAAACGUUUGUGUGCCGGAAAAGAGGUGUCGUUUUACUUCAUUUUGUGGAAUUACAAAGUAUUUUUGUUAAUAUCUAAAGUUUUUACUUUGCAACUUUAGUUUGGCGGUUUAAUAUUACACAUUCGUCUAAUUUAAAUCGGCACAAUGACUAUAGGAACUUUAUCAAGCUCAAAACCUAAGCCAAUCAACAUUCCAGAGGUUGUACAAAAAGCGCGGGACACAUUCAACAGCGGUAUAACGAAGCCCCUAGAAUGGAGAAAGAGACAGCUAAAGAACCUCCUGCGAAUGUACGAAGAGAACAGCGGAGCAAUGAUAGACGCCCUCGUGAAAGACUUGAGGCGUAGCAAGACUGAGGCGGUACUUUUAGAAGUCGACUAUCUUAUCAAUGAUUUGACCAAUCUAUUGAAUAAGUUCGAAGAGUGGGCGAAGCCUGAAAGGCCACCAAAAGGUUUUGUCAACAUGCUAGACGACGUGGUCAUCUUCAACGACCCAUAUGGAGUGGUACUGAUCAUCGGAGCAUGGAACUACCCUCUUCAGCUGCUGCUAUUGCCCUUUGCUGGCGCGAUCGCAGCUGGCAACGUCGUGAUCUUAAAACCCAGCGAGUUGGCGGUGGCUAGUGCUAAAUUCAUAGCUGAUACCUUACCUAAAUAUUUGGACAAUGAUGCAUUUAUCGUAGUGGAAGGCGGUCCAGAGGAAACGACGGAGCUUCUCAAGCAAAAGUUCGAUUACAUCUUCUACACGGGAGGCACCAACGUCGGCAGGAUUGUUUACGAGGCUGCGACCAAGAAUCUGACGCCUGUUACCUUGGAGUUAGGAGGGAAAAGUCCAGUAUACAUAGACAACACGGUCGACAUGGAGAUCACCACAAAACGUGUCCUUUGGGGCAAAUUCAUCAACGCUGGACAGACUUGCAUCGCUCCAGACUACGUCCUAUGUUCCAAAGAAGUGCAGGACAAGUUCGUGGAAUAUUCGAAAAAGAUUUUAAAAGAGUGGUACGGGGAAGACCCUCAAAAGUCACCAGAUCUAUGCAGGAUUAUCAACAGCAGGCACUUUGGUCGUCUUCAGACAUUGUUAGAUGCAAACAAAGACAAAGUAGUGGUCGGCGGUCGGACUGACGCCCAGGAACGAUUUAUUUCACCAACAAUACUGACCAACGUCACGGGCACCGACAAAAUCAUGGAAGACGAAAUAUUCGGUCCCAUACUGCCGAUCGUACCCGUGGAAAACGCCUAUGAAGCCAUCAAGUUUAUUAACGACAGGGAAAAACCGCUGGUGUUCUACGUGUUCACAUCAGACGACGCGAUGCGCAAGAGUCUAACGGAGAACACGAGCAGUGGUGGAAUGUGUGUUAACGAUACGCUCAUGCAUAUGGGAGUUGACACCCUGCCAUUCGGCGGAGUCGGUAACAGCGGCAUCGGCGCUUACCACGGCAAAGCCUCGUUCGAUACAUUCACGCACAAGAAAAGCUGCUUGGUCAGAAAUUUCGCGGCCAUCGGAGAGAAGCUUGCUUCUGGCCGCUACCCGCCAUACACUGACGGCAAGCUGAAAUUCAUCACAACGCUGAUGAGGAAGCGCUCCGGCCCUUCGUUCAAGUACCUGCCCUACUUCAUAGCCUUCGCGCUGGGCGCCGGCCUGUCCUAUGGCAUCUUCGCUUGGCAAAAGAUGGCCUCCGAGGAUUUGUAAGCAAGCUGUGAUGCUACCGUGAUGACUGUGUGAUAAGGAUUAAGAAAUCAUUAUUUAAAAUUAUAUCAUAAUAUAUAAGUAAAAUUAAGUUCGUUUUAAGUAUUUUUAUACCUCUUACUUUUGUUACACUAU
Maniola jurtina (meadow brown) is the source of this 2088-nucleotide messenger RNA. It is a transcript of the gene Aldh-III, whose product is annotated as aldehyde dehydrogenase, dimeric NADP-preferring. NCBI's taxonomy places the organism in Eukaryota, Metazoa, Arthropoda, Insecta, Lepidoptera, Nymphalidae. Gene Ontology annotation, cellular component: cytoplasm. The transcript has 11 exons. Bases 418 to 1956 code for a protein of 512 amino acids. Gene Ontology annotation, molecular function: aldehyde dehydrogenase (NAD+) activity. The record is from RefSeq and is a predicted model, not a curated record. Gene Ontology annotation, biological process: aldehyde metabolic process.